AUGAUUAGAAUGACUGGCAACGUGGGUAAUCGGCUUGCCUGGAGUGAACAGGUUGUUUUUGAUGGAAAGUCUAAAGAAGAGCAUGGAAAAUCUCAGUCACUUCUUGAUUUUAAGAAAGCCAUGGAAGCAAAAGCAAGGAGGACAAACGAUGUUCAGUGGGAUUUGGAUGUGCAGCCUCUCAUUUCCUCUGCUAGAUGGCUUCAUCUUCAUGGGCUCAAGAAGAACAAGUUGACCUUUUCUCAGAUUUUUUCCCAAAUUGGAUUCCAGCGCAAAGAAGAUUAUGUCUCCAUCUUGGGAAAACUUGUGGCUUCACGAUAUGCAAAUGGUCUGUAUCAUGAGUACAGGGCAGAAUCUGAUGGCAAGCUCUAUAAUCUGACAGCAAAAAAGAGCCUUCUCCUUCAUUUUGCAAAUUGUCUAACUGGAAUGAUUGAACUGUACAAAGAAAGAAUGGAGUGGCUAACUACUGAAAGUCGGCAGAUUUUUGGAGUAAUACAAGAACAGAAUAUCACUAUUGCUCUGGAUUUUGGAACGGCUUCUCUAAGUGAAUUUAAUCUCUGCCGAGAAGCCCUUUCUAUGGUCUUAAUGCAGCAAGUGGCCCAAAUUGAUAAAUUUAACUUAAUCCGGGGGGCUCAGGAUCUCGUGAAAUGGCAAGAGAAGGCCGUUUCUGUUACGAAGGACUCUAUAGAAGCUGCCAUUGAGUGGCUCUGGAUGAUGGAAUACGUACCAGCUGUUUGCCACACCGGACCUACAGAAGCAAUCUUGCAGGCAUUGUUUGAUCAUACGAUAGAAGCUGUAUACUAUUUUGUUGUGGGUGAUAUGCCAGAAUGCACGAAGCACUUGCUCAUACAGAAGAUCUCAAGAAGCCCAUGUCCAGUCCAUACUAUAUCUUUCAAUGCUAGAGACGAAGAAACAGUUGCUUUCUUAAAGGAGCUAAGUCAGCUAACCACUGGCAGGUUCCAUGCAUUUGCUGAGAGGACUGAUGAUGUGUUUGUGAUGGGCACUUCACUCAAUAAUAAGGAUGAGAAAGCUACCCUGAGUUCAAGUAAGCUGAAAGGAAGACUCCCUUUAGGAACAGGUGUCAGAGAAGAUGUCUACCUGAUUUGGAAGGAACUAGAGGAAGCCAGGAAUAUCUUAACCCAGAUACAGAGAAUUCUCAUAGAGUUUGAGAAGUCUGAAACAGUGGCAGCAGAGAGAAUGGGCAAUACAGAAUGUGAUCCAAAAGCAAAGGAUUUUGUAAAUUCCAGAGAGUGGCUUCAGAAGAAUGGUUUGAAAGCACAGAAGCUGACCAUACCUAAAGCUUUUGGGGAUUGCGCUUUUCCUCAUGCAGAGGGAGUCGUUGAUAUAAAAGCCAAGCCAGUGGAUGAGUCUUUUCAGACAAAUGCUGAGACAAAUAAGAAGGUAAUCCAUGCCAAAUAUUGCAGCAAUUUUAUACAUACAGUCUUGGAUAACGGGUCUAUAAUUCAUGUACAUUUGAAAAAAGAAAGAUGCAAAGAAUAUGAAGAUAAGAUGAAGAAUGCUCUUCAUCACAUGGAAGAAAGACUUCAGGAGCUUAAGAAAGGAAGCCGAGCCCUCUUUGGAGAUAUAACAGAAGACCACAUCUGUAUCCUCAUUGAUGUAUCUCAGUCUAUGAUAUACAAGCUGCCCGUGGUGAAGGAGAAAAUAUAUCAGCUCAUAAGAGAACAAUUUCAAAACAAAACCAGAUUUAACUUUGUUAAAUUUGAUGCCGAUGCAAUAGCCUGGAAAGACAGACUUGCUGAAGUUAAUGAAGAAAAUAUAGAAGAUGCUUUACUUUGGAUAAAAGAACUUCAGGUUGGGAGUACUACAAACAUACUGAAAGCACUUCAGAUUGCCUUUGCUGAUGAUGACACUCAAGCCAUUUAUCUUCUCACUGAUGGGAGACCUGAUCAGCACCCCAACAGAAUUUUAGAUGACCUCAAUCUUCAACAAAACAUUCCGGUUCACACUAUUUCAUUUAACUGUGAUGAUACUGGAGCCAAUAAAUUUUUGCAUGAGCUGGCCAAUAGGACAGGUGGACGAUUUCACUACUACCAUAUUUGUCUGACAGAUCCUGAUUCCCCCAAACCUUCUGAGUGUGAGGAUAUAUAUUUGGUUAGAAGAGAGAUUGAACGAGGAGAGAAACAACUGAAGAAUGUACAGAGCUUUUCCACUGGCAGUGCGUUGAUGGAUUUGUUUAAUGGAGCAAAAGAUCUUCGCAAUAAACAUUGCAAGCAGACUUUUGCUGCAAUCUCAGCAUCCACAUAAGUUGAGGGACUGAAUCCCCUAUCUCCAAAUAGGCCCUAUUGUGCAUCUGAAGAGCCUGCAUCAGCUUCAUCAGAACCUGGUAUGGAUGGACUUCAGGCACUCUCUCAGAGUCCAACCACAAAGAAGAAAGUUUUAUAUGCAGAGCAAACAAAGAGUAGCAUGCUUAGAACUCAACGCUAUGCAGCCAAGCCUUCUGAACAAAGUCAAGAUGGAAGAGCUUCACCUGCAAAAAAAGAACAGAAGACCCCAAAAGCUGAACAAAAGAUAAAUGAAGACUCUUUAGUUGCCUCUUCAGCUGAAUGGCUAAAGACUCACGGUUUGGUUGCUAGGAGACUCACCAUAAUGGAUGCCUUAGCCCCAACAGCAGUUCCUCGCACAACUACUUAUGUGCCAAUUAUAGAUAAACAUGUUGUUUCCAAAGUAUUUGAUGAUAUUUUCCCUUUUGCCCAUGUGAGCAGUGAUAAGAAAUGUGUCACCCUGCUUAAUCCUCAAGCAGUAGAUCUUGAUGUCUACAAAAAGAAGCUUCAGGAAGCAAUAAAAACAUAUGAAAGGCGCCUUGAUCAAAUUAUUUGGAAAGCAUUACCACAGGAGGAAAAAGAGAAGUUUGAACAGGAUCGGCCAGUGUCCUAUGUGGAUCAUAAAGAAUCUUUGCUCCAAGCCUUAGCCAAUUUAGAUUGGCCUGUUGCCAGUGAGGACAUUGUGUUGUUGGAAGAUGAGAUUCUGACAGGAUUAACAUACUUACAACAAGCUAUUGAACUUCAAGUAGUGUCCAGAGAGGAACCCCAGAGAAUUUGCCCACUCCACAUCUGUCCCACUAAAGAGGCGAAGAAACAACCAAAGACAAAAAUAUUUGAUUAUCUCAAAGGCCAAAAGGUCAUUGCAAGAUCAGAAAGCACAGGAUUUUAUUAUCCAGGAACAGUGGUAAGAAGCAUCACAUCAUUUUAUGCACUUGUUGAUUUUCUUAAUGGGCAGACAGAGAUUGUUCCCUUGAAGUUCAUUAUGCCUAUAGGAGGUGCAAUGCCUUGUCCACCCUUACAAGUCGGAGAUUAUGUAUUCACCAGAAUAAGGAAGCAGUUGGGUGAAGAGCUUUAUGUCCCUGGUGUUGUCAUAGCAACACCAAAUAAAGCUGGUUCAGAUGAUAAACUUUACACAGUUUUGAAAUACAACAAUAAAAAGGAUCAUUGUGUACGAAACGGGCUUAUUAAAAUCAGUCAUAGGAGAUACACUUGUUCCUGCUGCUACAUCAACAUGACCAAGAUGAUGGACUACCUCAUACCAAAUGUAAAGGUCCCGAAGCACUUCCAUACAGCAGUCUCAUGGGCUCAGAGAGAGAAAAAACCUCUCUCUGUAGGAGGGGAUUGGAAGAAAAGGAAUGGCAGACGAAGAGUUAAAAGCAAAAAGGAGCGCUAUAAAGACUGGUCUUCAUCUGACUCUGAUGAGAUGUUGUUUGCCCCCAGAAUUAAACGAAGAGAAAAUAGUUCAUCACCAUCUUUUCGUCUCAAAGAAGGAAGUGCAGAUGCUUGCAAAAGCUUUCCACAUGGUUUUUGCUCAAGUGCUGAAAAGACCUAUCUGUCAAAGGCUACUGGCUGUAGGCCAUUUAAGGGUCUUCGGGGCUCUCACUAUGUGUGCGAGCAGAGUGCCUCUGAGCCGCUUAGCAGUUGCACCAACAUCAGUGGCAGCAGCAGCAAUGCCUCCCUUUCCAGCAUUGAGAAGGUGGAAGAGUUGGCAAGACGGCUUCAGCAGUACCACAUAGCUCUAAGAAAAGACAAUCCUGCCGGUUGCAAAUAAAUAGCAUGCAAAUGGAAAACAGGGAAAGGGGAUUUGUCACCAGU
Molecule: messenger RNA, 4094 nt
Organism: Candoia aspera
Lineage: Eukaryota; Metazoa; Chordata; Lepidosauria; Squamata; Candoiidae
Gene: VWA3B
Product: von Willebrand factor A domain containing 3B
Exons: 29
Source: RefSeq, a predicted model, not a curated record